UUUUAUGAGACGGAGAGGGAGGCAGCAGCGGCAGUUCAGUUAUGGGUGAUGCGGAGCAAGGAAAGAGUUGUAAAGCAGGGCGAUGGUCGCUGGGGGGAAUGACGGCUCUUGUCACGGGAGGCACAAGAGGAAUCGGUAAUGCGAUAGUAGAGGAGCUGGCGGCCCUGGGAGCGGUGGUCUACACCUGCUCCCGGAAAGAAUCGGAGCUCAAUGAUUGCUUGAAGAAAUGGGAGGGGUUAGGGUUUCGCGUUUCUGGCUCUGUUUGCGACCUCUCUGUUCGGGAGCAGCGGGUGGAUUUGAUCCAGAGGGUGUCCUCCACGUUUGGUGGGAAGCUCAAUAUCCUCGUGAGUUUCCAGAUAAACUCACUCUCAUAAAUACUGGAUGA
Phalaenopsis equestris is the source of this 385-nucleotide messenger RNA. Its product is annotated as tropinone reductase homolog At5g06060. NCBI's taxonomy places the organism in Eukaryota, Viridiplantae, Streptophyta, Magnoliopsida, Asparagales, Orchidaceae. The record is from RefSeq and is a predicted model, not a curated record. Gene Ontology annotation, molecular function: oxidoreductase activity. The transcript is spliced from 2 exons. Bases 42 to 374 code for a protein of 110 amino acids.